Messenger RNA from Lobosporangium transversale, 1505 nucleotides. RefSeq names its product phosphatidic acid phosphatase type 2/haloperoxidase. Gene Ontology annotation, molecular function: phosphatidate phosphatase activity. The record is from RefSeq and is a predicted model, not a curated record. NCBI's taxonomy places the organism in Eukaryota, Fungi, Mortierellomycota, Mortierellomycetes, Mortierellales, Mortierellaceae. The transcript is spliced from 3 exons. Bases 259 to 1356 code for a protein of 365 amino acids. Gene Ontology annotation, biological process: phospholipid metabolic process.
CAGCUUUUCUUCACUUCGGAUUUCUUUUUAUUCUCCCUCAUUCCCUCUCUUCUCCUUCUCUCUCUCCUCUCUCUCCUCUCUCUCCUCUCUCUCUCUCUCUUUCUCUCUUUCUCUCUUUCUUUCUUUCUUUCAUCUUCUCAUUCAUUCUCCUCUCUCCUUCUUUCAAUUUAUUUCCUCUACUCCUGUGUUUCCCAGAUUGUUUGGGUUCAAAUCAUAGACACCUCUUUAUCUGGUCCUUUAUCCUAACGAACCUACAAUAUGGUGUCCAAGUGGCGACUAAAAGCACACACAAAAGCUCUUUUCUGGUCUUAUGGCAAGGACUGGGUCCUUGUCAUUAUUGUCCUUGCUACAUUCGCUUAUAUCGAUACCUUCGAGCCAUUCCAUCGACAGUUCUCUGUUAGGGACACGACUAUACAGCAUCCUUUUGCUAAAAAGGAAACCGUCCCUGUCUGGAUGGCCUUUGUCCUUGCUUUCAUCUUGCCUGGUAUCAUCAUUGGCUGCAUUGCCAUCUUCCAAAGAAAGUCGUACACUGAUUUGCAUAAUGGUCUACUUGGUCUUUUUCUCGCACAAGCAUUAGUCCUCGUUGUCACUGACAGUAUCAAGAUCGCAGUAGGACGACCUCGACCUGACUUUCUAGAUCGAUGCCUUAGCCUCUAUGACAAUGACUAUCAGGGAACGCCAUUGGCUCAACUUUCCGAUCCCGUCAAUAUGCUUUCAAAUUCAACAAUUUGUACAAGAACCGAGCUUUUGCGGGAUGGCUUCAAGUCAUUUCCAUCCGGACACUCAUCUUUCUCAUUCGGCGGUCUUGGAUAUCUCUCCAUGUACCUUGCAGGAAAGCUUCAUUUGUUUGACGAGCGUGGUCACACCUACAAGUCUCUUGUGGUACUGGCACCUAUGAUCUUAGCUGCAUUGAUCGCCACCUCGCGUGUAUGUGAUUACAGACACCAUUGGCAUGACGUUACAAUUGGAGCGAUUAUCGGAUCAGUAUUUGCGAUCUUCGCGUACCGCCAAUAUUAUCCUUCGUUGGCUGUUGACAAAUGUGGUCGACCUUUUGCACCACGUGUUAUCGAGGAAUUGCUGCCCACAACAAUGUUGUCACAUCAUCAGCAUCAACGUCUGGAGGAUGAAGAUUGCAACCCUGAAACGGAAGACCAUCGGGAGUCGUUCUUGCAUAACGUUGGGGGGGCAGGAUCAUACAGCCGGGAUCAAGUGCAACUAGACAAUCAGUCGGGAACAAGUCUCCAUGACUUAACUGGAGGCAACAACAGCAACGCCAGUGCCAAUGGCAGUAUAAAAUAUGAAUCACCCGCAGCAUAUGAGCAAGGACGCCGUGGACCUACCAGUCAAAGAACAUGACAACUGUUUAUCUGCUCUCAAAUACCUUUCUUGUAUCAACGCUCCUUAUAAUUGCAUAAAGAUCUAUAUAAAAUAAAAAUAGCAAUAUCCCAAUGUUCGAUUUCGAUGCUGUAGCAUGGAUCGAAGGCAGGGAUAUAAAGAAGUAUGGG